Amorphotheca resinae ATCC 22711 is the source of this 2055-nucleotide messenger RNA. RefSeq lists its product as hypothetical. The coding region runs from base 1 to 2055 and encodes 684 amino acids. NCBI's taxonomy places the organism in Eukaryota, Fungi, Ascomycota, Leotiomycetes, Helotiales, Amorphothecaceae. The transcript is spliced from 5 exons. The record is from RefSeq and is a predicted model, not a curated record. Gene Ontology annotation, molecular function: protein binding.
AUGGUGUUGAGUAGCGAAGAUGGUGAAUUAUCUCCCACGCGAGCAACCCUUACCCUCAAUACUACGAACCAUGUACAAAUGCCCCAAAGAGUUGAGAAAAUCGUCCAGUCAAGACCUAGAGGUCCCCCGACUCCAAAUAUGAACACACCGGCCGACCCAGAUUCUCCCACUCACUCGAGUCACGACCCUCCCCCACCCCCGACACCCGCUGCGAGUCCCGGCCCUGAUCAUACACAACCAGACUGGAGCGAUGCUGGAGAUCAGGAGGAUUUUUUUCUCUCCCAGAUCCGACAGUAUUUCAAGAAUAGAACGCACUCCGAACGUACGAGGAUAUUGGGUGAUCUAUUGAACCUAUGCACCAGCCAACAGCUGAGCUUUGUGCGUCAAUAUGUUGACCCAUUACUAAAAAAAGACCCUUUUACCAGUCUACCAAAUGAGAUCUGCUUGCGGAUUCUCUCCUGCAUCGAUGACCCCAAAGUCCUCGCCCGAGCAUCUCAAGUAUCGCAGAGAUGGAGGGAGUUGCUGGCAGAUGAUGUGACAUGGAUGAAAUUAUGUGCAAAGCACGAUUAUGGCCGACGACUGUCAGAGAACCAGAUCUCCAGUCCUGCGUUCAGCAAUGUUCGACCACCUGCAAAUCCACUACAGGGCGGAUACUACGAAUCAGGCGGUGAAAAUCAAGGUUCCACACAUAGUUUCCCUGCCGGUACCUCUGCGCCCUACGCCCAGGGAAAUUCGAGAAGCUUUGAUAGCUCGAUGAGUUCUAGCACCUUGAGAAGGCCGAAGAUCAGAUCGUACAAAUCGCAUUUCAAGCAAAGAUAUCUAGUGGAAACUGCGUGGAGAACUGGUGGGCAGAACAUUGCGAGACACAUCACACAGGAUCAAGGGGUCGUGACGAGUCUGCAUCUGACGCCGAAGUAUAUUGUGGUGGCUUUGGACAAUGCCAAAAUCCACGUCUUCAGUACCGAUGGCAACCAGCAGAAGACAUUGCAAGGUCAUGUUAUGGGAGUCUGGGCGAUGGUUCCUUGGGAUGAUACCCUGGUUAGUGGUGGCUGUGAUCGGGACGUUCGAGUGUGGGACAUGUCUACUGGUGAGAGUAUACAUACCCUUCGUGGGCAUACCUCGACCGUCAGAUGCUUGAAGAUGUCCGACGCAAAUACUGCCAUCUCUGGAUCGAGAGAUACAACUCUGAGGAUUUGGGAUAUCAAGACCGGACUUUGCAAGAAUGUGCUCGUUGGCCAUCAAGCUAGCGUAAGAUGUCUGGAAAUUAAAGGAGACAUCGUGGUAUCUGGCAGUUACGAUACCACGGCAAGGGUAUGGAGUAUCUCUGAGGGCAGAUGUUUACGCACGCUUUCCGGCCAUUUCUCCCAGAUCUAUGCUAUUGCUUUUGACGGAACGAGAAUAGCAACGGGUAGUCUUGAUACUAGUGUCAGAAUUUGGGAUCCGAACAAUGGGUCUUGCCAGGCUAUUCUGCAGGGGCAUACAUCGCUUGUUGGUCAGCUCCAGAUGCGUGGCAAUACCCUCGUGACUGGUGGCUCUGACGGAUCAGUACGGGUUUGGUCUCUGGAGAAAAUGGCUCCCAUCCAUCGAUUGGCUGCACAUGACAAUAGCGUGACGAGUCUGCAAUUUGACGACACUCGCGUUGUUAGCGGAGGCAGUGAUGGUAGGGUCAAGGUGUGGGAUCUCAAAACCGGCCAACUGGUUCGUGAACUCUCACAACCAGCGGAUGCAGUUUGGCGGGUGGCUUUUGAGGAAGAGAAGUGCGUUGUCAUGGCCAGCAGGUCUAAUCGCACCAUCAUGGAGGUAUGGUCAUUCUCUCCACCGGAUGAUGCUCUAUACGAAAGACAACCUACCCCCGCGCAACGCUUGCUAAAUACGCCGCCGAGACCACUCAGUGCGGUCGAGUACCGAUCAAGUGGAACGCAAGAUCAACAAAUGUCAGGACUUUCAGCACCCGACGCUGCCUAUGCGCAGUCUGAUAUUGAUAUGGCGGAUGCCGGGCCUUCCACCGCACCCCCACAAGCCACUGGACCGACCUUCUUCCAUGAUGACGAUUGA